Quercus lobata is the source of this 2772-nucleotide messenger RNA. Its product is annotated as calcium permeable stress-gated cation channel 1-like. Lineage: Eukaryota; Viridiplantae; Streptophyta; Magnoliopsida; Fagales; Fagaceae. The record is from RefSeq and is a predicted model, not a curated record. The coding region runs from base 9 to 2342 and encodes 777 amino acids. The transcript has 11 exons. Gene Ontology annotation, cellular component: plasma membrane. Gene Ontology annotation, molecular function: calcium-activated cation channel activity.
AAUUAUAAAUGGCUACAAUUGGAGAUAUUGGAGUUGCAGCAGGUUUCAACAUUCUUGGCGCAUUCAUUUUCCUUUUGGCAUUCGCCAUUUUAAGGCUUCAACCUCUCAAUGAUAGAGUGUACUUCCCAAAGUGGUAUCUUAGGAAUUUAAGAACAGAUCCAACAACGUCCGGAGCAUUUGUAAGCAAGUUUGUGAAUUUGGACUUUAGGUCAUAUAUAAGGUUUUUGAAUUGGGUGCCAGAUGCACUGAAAAUGCCGGAACCUGCACUCAUUGAGCAUGCAGGACUGGAUUCUGCUGUUUACUUGCGGAUUUACUUAAUAGGGCUUAAGAUUUUUGUUCCUAUAGCCUUCCUUGCAUGGGCUAUCUUAGUGCCACUUAACUGGACAAACAUCACUCUAGAGCAUGAAGGCAAAAUUAUCCACAGAAUUUCUGGCGUCGAUAAGCUCUCUAUUGCAAAUAUCCCAGUUGGAUCACAAAGGUUUUGGGGUCAUGUAGCGAUGGCUUAUGCAUUUACCUUUUGGACAUGCUAUGUGUUGCGGAAGGAGUACGAGACAGUUGCCUUAAUGCGGUUGCAGUUUCUUGCAUCAGAAAAACGCCGCCCAGAUCAAUUCACUGUCCUUGUCAGAAACGUUCCACCUGACCCUGAUGAAUCUACGUGGGAGCUUGCGGAGCAUUUUUUCUUAUUCAACCAUCCGGAUCAAUAUCUUACUCAUCAGGUGGUAUAUGAUGCAAACAAGCUUUACAAACUGGUUAAGAAGAAGAAAAAUUUGCAGAACUGGCUUGUUUACUACGAAAAUAAAUAUAAUAGAAAUAGUUCUCAGAGGCCCUUCAUGAAGACUGGUUUUCUUGGGCUAUGGGGAAAGAAAGUGGAUGCAAUUGAUCAUCAUGUGUCUGAAAUUGAGAAACUGUCAGAAGAAAUAUCUGUAGAGAGGGAAAGAAUUGCAGGCACUCCAAAAUCAAAAUCUAUCAUGCCUGCAGCAUUUGUUUCUUUCAGAUCUCGUUGGGGAGCUGCUGUUUGCGCGCAAACUCAACAAUCCAAAAACCAAACUAUUUGGUUAACAGAGUGGGCCCCAGAACCAUGUGAUGUAUAUUGGCGAAAUCUGGCUAUUCCAUAUGUUUCCCUCACAGUGAGAUGGCUGGUUGUAGCUGUUGCAUUCUUCUUCUUGACUUUUUUUUCCAUGAUCCCCAUUGCAUUUGUACAAUCUCUUGCAACUAUCGAGGGCAUUGAGAAAGCAGCACCAUUCUUGAGAGAUGCUGUUGGAAUGGAUUUUGUUAAAUCAGUCAUCCAAGGUUUUUUACCUGGGAUUGCAUUGAAGUUAUUCCUUAUCGUUCUGCAAACUAUAUUGACAAUCAUGUCUAAAUUUGAAGGUUCUAUUUCUCUGUCAUCUCUAGACAGGAGAACAGCCACUAGAUACUAUAUUUUCAACUUUGUAAAUGUAUUCCUUGGGAGCAUAAUUGCUGGAAGUGCAUUUGAACAGCUAAAUUCAUUUUUUCACCAACCAGCAAAGGAGAUUCCCAAAACAAUUGGUGUGGCAAUUCCAAUGAGAGCAACUUUCUUUGUCACUUAUAUUAUGGUUGAUGGAUGGCUUGGUUUAGCUGGGGAAAUUCUAAUGUGGAAACCUCUUAUAUUUUAUCACUUGAAGAAUUUCUUCUUGGUGAAGACAGAAAAGGAUAGGUGCGAGGCAGCGGAUCCAGGAAGUCUUGGUUUCAACACAGGAGAACCCAUUAUACAGUUCUAUUUCCUACUGGGCCUCGUGCAUGCUACAAUGACACCUAUUAUACUUCCUUUCAUAAUCAUUUUCUUCAGCUUGGCUUAUAUCGUGUUCCGUCAUCAGAUCAUAAAUGUCUAUAACCAAGAGUAUGAGAAUGCUGCAGCAUUUUGGCCUGAUGUCCAUGGGCGUGUUAUUACUUCGCUGGUAAUUUCACAAGUGCUUCUAAUGGGACUGUUGAGCACAAAACAAGCUACCCAGUCAACCCCAACUCUCAUUGCACUUCCAGUUCUAACCAUAUGGUUCCACUGGUACUUCUGCAAAGGCCGAUAUGAAUCAGCAUUUGUUAAGUAUCCACUACAGGAAGCAAUGAUGAAAGAUACUUUAGAACGGGCAAAGGAACCAAACCUGAACUUGAAAGAAUAUCUUCAAAAUGCAUAUGAACACCCAGUUUUUAAAGCUAGUGAAGACGAAGAAGAUGAUGAAAUUAAUGAUGACGGAUGGGAGAAUGAGAGUGUGAUUGUGCCCACAAAACACCAGCCCCGAAGGAUCAAUACACCAGUUCCCAGCAAAAUUAGUGGUGCAUCUUCCUCAUCUCUGCCUGAGGCUGUUCAAGAGCUUCCACAGCCCUAAAUUAGGCUGGAAAACUUGGCUUCUUACUGCUCGAUCCUUUCUUUUUCACAUUACUAUACUAAUGGAGCAGGUUGGCACUGUAUGGUAAAGAAUAAGAAUAGUGUAUACAGACGCAGAGAGACAGAAGAGGUCACGACAACCUUUAAGAACUCCAGCUUGAAAGCAAAUUGUACGUUGCAAGGUUGUGCACGAAAUGACUAGUGUGUAGGCUGGUAAAAAGUAGAAAUUUAUAGCAUAUUAUUUCUGAACCGGUCUGUUAUUUUUCAGUUCCUCUUGACAUCACUAUCCAAGAAGACUUAUUUGAUAAUUCUAGUGUGAAUCCAUGUAUUGUUGUCUGCGGAUGUUCAUAGGCCUAAGUUAUACUUCAUGUGGGAACUUUUGUGUAAAUCAGUGUGAAUUAUCCAAAUGUGAGAUAUUCAAGGUGCAUUAA